Molecule: messenger RNA, 1842 nt
Organism: Aureobasidium namibiae CBS 147.97
Lineage: Eukaryota; Fungi; Ascomycota; Dothideomycetes; Dothideales; Saccotheciaceae
Product: DUF254-domain-containing protein
Exons: 2
Coding region: 1-1842 (613 amino acids)
Biological process (GO): vesicle-mediated transport; protein targeting to vacuole
Cellular component (GO): Mon1-Ccz1 complex; fungal-type vacuole membrane
Source: RefSeq, a predicted model, not a curated record
AUGAUGGAAACCUCACAAGAAAUCAGACCUCCACUACCUCCUCGGCCAACAAAUCUGGAUCUACUGGAUGAACGCGGCUCUGGUGGAUCCUUGAGAUUGCCAAAACGAAUGGCCUCACGACCGAACCUGCAAGCUCGACCAACAACCGCGGUAUCACUGACUGAUGUCCACACAUCAAACAACCUUGCAGACCAUGAUUCCUCACCUCUUGCUCUUCCCAGCCGUCCAGUAUCUCGGAAACAAAGUUCGGCAACGAUCAAUCGGUUUCGCAGUCGUGUAGGCAGCGACGCAGCUGAAACAAGCAGCAUCCGCAGUUUCACAAACACCGUAGGAACAACCACAGGCGCAGAAAUGGAAAGUCUGCUCGGCGACCCCUUUCCUACUUCUCCAGCAUGGAAAUCACUGUCUGCGCAACUGGAAAAGGAAAACCCCAUGGAUCAUGUUUUUGACGAAGACGAUAUUUUCAGCUUACGCAUGCAUCAUGAAUUCGACGAGCUUGAGGAGUUCAGAGCCAACGGUACGAACGAAGAGUUUUUGAUGAACUCGUGGACCUCGAAACUCAAACAUUUCUUCAUCUUGUCUUCGGCGGGGAAACCGAUCUGGAGUCGACAUGGUGAUGAUCAGGUUAUUGCGAAUCACAUCGGUAUCUUGCAGACGCUCAUUUCGUUCUAUCAGGACGUUGACGACAAUCUACGAGGUUUUACUGCUGGUAACGCUAGAUUUGUGAUCCUCUCAAAGGGACAUUUGAAUCUAGCUGCUAUCAGUAGGUUGGGCGAGAGUGACUUGCAGCUUAAGACGCAGCUGGAAUCUCUGUAUAUGCAGGUCUUGUCGACAUUGACGCUGCCGAGUAUGCAACGCAUGUUUUCAAAUCGGCCCUCUACGGAUCUGCGACGACCGCUACAAGGCACUGAAGUCCUGCUUGGAGCGUUAGCAGAUGGAUUCACAAGGGGUUCUCUACCUACCCUGCUCUCCGCACUCGAAUGCCUCAAGAUCAGAAAAUCCCACCGUCAAGUCAUCAACUCCACCCUCCUCAAAGUCAAAUCCCCAAACCUGCUUUACGGACUCAUGGUAGCAGGCGGCCGUCUCGUCAGCGUAGUGCGACCUAGAAAACACUCUUUGCAUCCAGGUGACCUGCAAUUAAUCUUCAACAUGCUCUUCGAAGCCGGCAGCGUCAAAGCCGGAGGCGGAGAAAAUUGGAUCCCAUUGUGUUUGCCUGGUUUCAACAAUACUGGAUUCCUGUACAUGUACGUCAGUUUCUUGGACAUCGGAGCCGAUACUGCAAAAGUGUCGGAGGAGAGACCGCAAUCGUCGAGCAGCAUUUCGCCGAGGGAUGAUGAGCAAUUGGCCAUCAUACUCAUCAGUGCCGAUAAAGAGGCUUUUUACGAGUUACGCCAGAUGAGGGAUGACUUGAUCGAACAACUCAACCAAAACGGCAGCAUGUCCAUCCUCCGCACCUCCAUCCUCGCCGGCCGCCCCUCAAUCCCUCAAAUCCUGCCUUCUUCCCCCCUCCUCCACUUCAUCUACAAAUCCCGCCCGAACGUCCAAUUCUUCACUCCCUCCCUAUCUCCUCACUUUUCCUCAUUAGUCCCCCAUCGCCGCUUAGUAUCUCUCUACUCUUCUUUACACACAGCCAUGCACAACAAAACCGCGCAUCUGAAAGUUCACUAUGCGUGUGCUAAGGAUGCGGUGGCGUUGGGUUGGGAGACGAAAGAAUACGAGUUUUAUGGUGUUGCUGGCGCUGGGGUAAGUAGAGAGAAGGUGGCAAAGGCGGCGCAGGAGGUGGUGAGGUGGGUCAAGAGGGAGGAGGAGAGGGUGUUUAUUAUUGGUGGUGCUGUGUUUUAG